AACAUCGAAUAAUUAAUAAUCAAAAAUGUCUGCCAGUUACGAAGAGGACAAAUUUAAUGAAAACAAUAAGAUUUGUGAUGAACCUUCCAAAACUUACAUCAAUAACAACAUAAUGAUUAUAGGAGUUAAUAAUGGGGUUGCUGGUGCUAAUUAUGGAGGUAAUCAACGUAAUGAGAUGUUCACUCGUCUAAGAGAGCUAGAGCCAAGAAGGUCCAGAGCAAGAUUCUUUGAGCCUCAGAGCAACAGAAGAGGAAGGUCAGUACAUACACAGACGAGAAAGAAGAGAACUAAGAUGGUGAGGAGAAAGAAAGCAAGCUCCAGAAAGAAAAGAUCUGGGCAAAAGAAAGGUGCCAGUGCUAGACAUUUAUUCAGUCAAGGUCCAAGUUCUAGAUAUGAGGAUUAUGCUUUUCACACAUUUCAGGCCGAACAAUGUGCCUUUUUCUUGGCCAUCAAGGGUAAAUUACCAGCUCAUAAGUUUGCUGAACUAUCCUCCUGUGCCGAUGACAUAAGACAUGGAGUCAUUGCUGGACCUUAACUAAUUCCUGUCAAAACAUUCAAUCCUCUUUUAGUUUAAA
Moneuplotes crassus is the source of this 575-nucleotide messenger RNA. Lineage: Eukaryota; Ciliophora; Spirotrichea; Euplotida; Euplotidae. The record is from the annotation of a GenBank genome assembly.